UGGUUGUCAGGGGCAACACAAGCGACGCUCACGGGGAAAGUAAGGAUUGACUUGCGGCUUUUAAACUAUUUAUCACUUUCACUUGAUAAUUUGGGAGAGUGUUUUCAUUGGUUGUAUCCAGUAGCAGCUGCUGGGUGAUUCCACUGAGGAGGCAGACUGUGCAACGUGCCUGCCAUCGCAUCCCACUACACUCGAGCUGCAGAGCCCGCUAUUAACCAUUCCACUCCAACCAGUCCCACACAGUAACGCGAGCCACGACAGGAGUCGAGACGACACCCGGCAAUAGCCACAACGAAAUUCCACUGAGAUCGUCACUGAGUAAAAAAUGGCUCCCAAAAAGGGCUCAGCCAAAAAGGCCGCCGCGGCUCCGAACAAGAACUGGGAGGCCGGCCUCGCCACAGCGCAGCUGGGAGAGGAGUCGUGGCGGGCCUGCGUGUGUCUGGUGGUCGGGAGCAGUGGCGAGGACGAGGAGCUGAUGGAGGCCCUGGCUCUGGCCGUUCAGCGGCCACAACGCCAACUCUUCACCCUGUUGACCUGGGACAACACUCUUACAAAGAUCCAUGAAUUGGGGAAUCCCAAAACUAAAAAACCUGACGACGUCCCCAUGUUCUAUGAGGUGACAGAGUCGGCGAUGUUGCUGCUGGAUGCAGGAGAGGAGAUUCCAUGUGACCUAAUGGCAAAAAUACUGAAGUUCCAGCUGCUUGAUAUCAAAGCCAGAGAUCAGCAGAGGAGGGCAGCCAAGCAGGCCGAGGACGAGCAGGCAAAAAACGGUUUGCCCCCUGCCAAGAAGGCUCCUCCCAGAAAGGGAAAAGGUCAGACGUCACCUGCGCAAUCUUCCAAGGAGACCAAGCUGAAGCGCAGGGAUGAUGUUGAGCCGCCCAAGUUCAUAGAUGAUGAGCCAGACGAUGGUCCUCAACACUACGUCCUGGUGCUGGGCUUCUACCAGCCCCAGCUGCUUGGGCUCCUUGAUGCCAUAGGUGUGCACGUAGCGAAUGUCAUCAAACUGUGUUCGGAGCACAGAAAAACUUGUGAAGUGCGGCAGGAACAACAACGCACCUCUGAGGGCAAUGAGCAGAGUCAGAGCAUGUCUCCAGAUUUGGAUGCAGACUUGGAGAAGGCUGCUCAGGCCAAGAGACUAGAUCUCUUCUGGUCAGGUCUGAGACCAGUUUUGGAUGGCGCACCACUGGACUCCAGGCUCCACAGUGUGGCUCAGCUCAGCUACACUGUUCCAGAUCUCUUAACUUCAUUCCACGUACAGGAGCCCGAGUCUGUGCCAAAGUUGGGAGACCAAAUCUUUGAUGGUGUUGCCAAUCUCAUCUAUGACUGUUUGGACUGGCGCAGGCAGCAUCAGCACUACAUAGACAACAUCAAGCUCAUCAGUGUGCCCACAGUUGUUGUGUUGGAUUGUCAGCCUGCAGAGACUCCACGCUCCAGGAAGAAGUCAGUGCAGGACCAAGAGACCAAGCUCUCUACAGAUGUGGAUAUGCGUUAUUAUAGCAACCUACUGGACCUGGUUCCACCUGAAGCUUGCUCAGUGCCCCUUAUUUUACACUGUGUGCUGGAGCAGGUGGUGAUUUCCACAGAGCAGUCCGACUUAACCAAGUUCCAUGUGGCUAAGAGGCCCAAACCUCCUGAUGAUCCCUGGUUAGACUGUGAGCUGGUCGACCACAUGCUCCAGAGCUUCCUGCCUGUGGUGCACUCAGAAGACGAGAGAAGCCACAUGCUAAACAGCUUACUGACUGUGGUACAGAAUGAGGAAGACAAGAAGAGGCUAGUGGAGAAGUUUGGAGCAGAGGAGACUCGGAAGAAGUCAGAUCACCCUCUUGUUGUCAGACAUAACGAUGAGAGGGCACUGCGCUUGAGGGACAUCAGUGCUGUGCAGGGGUUCGAUCCAGUGGAGGUGGAGUUGACCAUGAUGAAGCUGGCUCCAGUUUGGGAGCUUAUCCAUUCUGUAGGCCAUCGGAGAAUGAGCAGUUCCUUCUGGAUGGCAGUCAAACAGCAGCUGCAGCACUACUGCACAGAUGAAUUUGUGUCAUGGUCCACGAUGGAGCGUCUGUUUCAUCAGAGCGUGUUUGAGACUAUGCCACUGACCAGGCUGGACCAAAAUGGUGUACUACUGAAUGCUGCAGGAACAGUGGGAACACUGGGACAAGCAGAGCCGCGGACACCCACAACAAUACCCUGGGACAGUCCACUAUCCUACGCCAAACAGCAGCUUCAUAACUCACAGACCAAAGAGCCAACAUUCCCCACUGAGGACUCUGCUAACACAGCGCGGUUCAGUGGGAGAGUGCGUCGCCAUGUGGAGCUGUCUGACCUUCAGAGCUGUAGGCUGAGGUCUCUGUUUGACUGGCAUUAUGCUGAACACCACGAUGCUUCUAUCUUCCCACAGGUGCUCCAGGUUGCCUCGGAAGAAUACCGCUGCUUGGACACCUUCAGAGGAAGCCAUAAAAACAUCCUGUACAUUUUUUGCCACAAUCCUAGAAGUCCCGACUACCAGUGCAAGGAGUUCUGGGAUGUAGCCCUUCACACAGAUGUCAAGUUUAGGAAGUAUCUGGAACAUGUUGCAGACAUCAUUUUGGAUUGGACAAGAGGGGAGGAGUUAAAGAGAGAGGCAAUGCAACUUAGAAAUCUCAGUCCUGCUGAGUUUCCAACAGAUGUAAAGGCUACAGAUUCGGAAGAGGAGGACAAAACUUUGGAGCCGGUCAUCAGAAAGGACUCCCUUAAAGCCUGGAAAUUGGAGGAGGAGCGGCUAAAGGUGGAGGAGAUGGCCAAGAAAUCAAAGAAGGAGAAUACACCGAAAAACAAGCAGCCGAAGGAGGAGGCUAAGCCGACGGACAAUAACAAGAAUAAAGGUUUGGCUGAUGGCAAGAAGGGCAGAGCAGAGACAGCAGGCGGCCCAGCCAACACUCCCGGAGAGGCCAUUACUACCACAGUUCCCCCUGUGGAGGAAAACGAAGACCUGCAUCACACAGAGGAGCAAGCCAGUGGUUUCGCAGGUUACGGCAUGGAUGGGAAGUUGAUCCACGUGUCUGGUCGCCUCCAGUACCUUUUCACUUCAGACGGAGGCCACAUCACUGUGGAGAAUAUCAGCUAUGUUGAAGGUUCCAACCUGCUGAAAGUGGCUGUGAAGAAGGAUGGACAUAAUUUCUACACACACAUCAACCAAGUUGUUAUUUAUCCACCUCCGCCCCAGGGCAAAGAAAUUAAUGACAAAAAGGAAGAUUGUGAAGGUAAAGUGUCAGAGCCUUUGGAGGGGAAACAGGUGAAGCAGGGCUCGCUCUCAGCAGUGCUGAACAACGGAGUUCACCUCUCAUACAGUUUCUACGGCCCAACAGGAGAAUAUGAAGUGAAAACCCAGGAAGCAGAAGGGGGUAGCACAGAGGCCAUCCAUCUCUCCUCCACCCAGAACACCAAAGAAACAGACCUGGAAUCAGUUCCCUUGAAACACAGCCUAUCCAGCCAGGACAAACUGGAAGAGUCCAAGUCUCAGGUGUGUGAAGGUCAGCGAGCAUUGCUGUCGAGUCCAUUCAACAGUCUCAACUUGUCUGUUCCUAAUGGCCUCCUGCUGCAGUUUCUUAGAGAGGAUACUCAAGGAGAGUCCUCAGAGGAGCAUAGUAUGCUGGUGAGACAGAGCUUUCCUCUCCAUGGCACGGGAGAGGUGAGCCAUCUUCGGGACGCCUCUCUCUCCAAGGAACUGUCCCGCAUUGUCACCUGCCAGGGAACUGUGAUCCGUAACAUGAGAGAUGAAUCCACAGAGGUGCUGUUUGCAGAUGGGUCAGUCAGUUUCAGCCAGGAUAGUGGUCCAGUGUGGGUGGCUGACUCUGAAGUUGAGGAGGAAAACCCUCCCAAGGAAGCUAAGAACAACAAGAAAGGGCAGAAAACAGAGAAGGCGGCUGACUUCCAGAGAGGGUAUUGGUUGACUACGACUCCCUCUGGAGUUCGCAUCUGCACUGUGGGGACCACACACAAACACUUGCCCACAAACCGUCUUCUUGCCUUCAAGGCUACAGACCCCAUAACCCAUGAGGUGAUGCGGAGCCGGGAGGAUCUGGUUGUUUCUGUCCAGAACCCAGACGGAUCUCUGAGUGUGGAACAUGCUGAUGGAACCAGGAUCACCAGUCUCUGCCAAGAAAAACCAGGGGAGCAGCAUGAGAUUGUGACUCUUAACGCCACUUCUGAAUGUGUAUGUGACUGCACUGUCGAUGACAGGGAGUGCGACGAAAAUAUGUUGUGUAAGAAUAAUAAGAGUGGAUGCGAAACUGAUAAAGGAAGUGUGUCAACCAAAGAGCGAGUGUUGUUGGUGGAGAAGGAGGGCUGCGCCACAGUGGUGAUGUAUCCAGAGCGACAUACGGCUCAUGUCUUUUUAGCUGAUGGAACUGUCAUAACUGGGAACAUCCAAGGAGACUAUCAGGUGUUCCCUUCUGAUGCGGGGAUCCUGCAGAUCCAAAGUGACGGCAAGUGCGUGUACUCCUCUGACCCACUAGUAACCCCCAGUCAAAAGUGUGGUGCUCCCACAAACCAGCCAGGAAGCUACACCUUGAGUCACACAGACAAAGUGGCCUGCGAUGUUACAGACCCCGAUGGGAACCACUUCCAGGUGAUGGAGGAUGGGCAGAUAUCAGUGCUGACCUGCAGUCUUGCUCCAAGCACACUGAAAAAUGAUGAGGAAGAGCUUGAGGAGGAGGACAGAGAGGUGGCCAGGCUUCAUACAAAACACAGAGAACCUUGUUCCAGGCUGUUCCUGGUACAUGAGGAUGGCUCAGGAACUGAACUGCUGAGCGCUCAGAGUGUAGAGGAGCUCCUCGACCAGGCGCACUCUGACCCCACCAUAGCAGUGCUGAAGGAACCACUGCCGGACACACAAGAUGAAUUUGGCAUCACCAUCCUGAAGCCCAGCCACCAGAGUGUGUGGUCCCAGUGGAUGCUCAGGAAACGGAACCCUGACAUCACCCCUCCCAACCUCAGAAACCGCACCUGGCGUGACUUCCCCAGUGUAGAGAAGAAGUGCCCCGGUCCUCCAUUUGGUAGCAACAUCGGACGAGGUCUGACUCUAAGAGAGAGGUCUGCUGCUUCUACAGCACAGCACCAACCAGCCAGGAGCUGCCCUAAAGUCCUGGAAAUGAGGGAACUGUGCCAGCACCAACCAUUUACCAUGCUGCUUAAAAAUACUAUAGACUCACGACUGAAGGAAUACAUAGAGAAGUUGAUGGAGAGGGAGCAGCAAUCAGAGGACAGGAAGGUUAAAGAGCCUCGCACUGAGGAAGAGAGUGACAAAGCCAGUGAUCUCCUCAAUCUGGUCCUGUCUUUCACAGAGAAAGAGGAUGAAAAUCACACCUUUGACAAGAGGUCGUGUUCAGUGGACAUAAGCGGUCUGUACAACCAAGGUGUUGACGCUCAAGAUGAGCAGUCAGAUGUUUCUGAAAACACAACCAGUGACAGUUCUCCUAAUGGGAAGGAGUCAAAAUGGACUGAAAGACUUGCACAAUACAGAAAGGAGCUUUGCGAGGAGAAGGCUUGUCGAGUGGCUUUGAGAAGGAAUAACAUUGUUCCGUAUUUCCACCCAGAAAAUAUUCCAUUAUAUCAGAAUUUACUGCAGAACCAAACACCAGACAUGAGGAGACUAUCCAUGGAUCUCCCACCAAUCCCCAAGUCAGACAAGGCUGAGGCCUUCCUAACAGUCACCCCACAAGAGAACACUCCCCGACCUUUAAACCCAACACCCUCUCAGUCUGCAAGUCAUGCAGCAGGAAGUGACAGGACGCCUGAGAAGAGACCCACGAACCCCACACCUCAGACUGCUGGUGAAAGCAUCUGGAAGGCUUCAUCGGGGCCAUAUAAGUCAGUCCAGUUGGAUGUGACUGGAAAGCCCAGGAGGACUAAAGUCCGAAUACCAACCUCCAUCCUCGGUUCUAAACCCUGCAGCGUACCAAAUCAACAGUUCCUGUCAGUGGAAGAUCCAGUGAGGAGAAGGUGUCGAAUGAUUUCCCUGACUGAUCCCAGUGUGGUAGUGAGGGGCUUCCAGCUUCUGCCGUUGAUCGUUGACUUCGGUACAGUGCAGGAGGGCAGCUCCUCGGUCAUUAGUGUGGCGAUGAAGAAUGUGGGCGUUGACACCUGCAGGUUUCAUGUGAAACCGCCUCGUCCUGCUACAGGCCUCCGGGUCCUCUACAAUCCCGGGCCUGUGGCUGCCGGUCUGCAGGCUGAACUGCAGGUCCAGCUGUUUGCCAUGUCUACAGCCCAAGCAGGAGAGGUCGAGCCCAAGAAAUACAUCUCCCAGGAUAUUAUCAUCCACACUGAGACUGACAUCCUCUACCUGCCGGUCACUGCUACCAUCCUUCCUGGGAGGUUAUAUGAGGUUUGGCUCAGGGACCACACCAGCGCACACAAAAAGAAAGGCUCCAGGGCACUUGAACUGUGCUCCAGUCUGCCAGAUGAGCAGGGAAUCAUGCACAGACCAUCCAGUACCCUCCUGACUAGAGCUGCAGCAAAAACAGGAAAUCUGAAUCGCACCACCAGUCAAUGAAGAAUACACAAGACCAUCACCAGUCUGCAAUCAGAUUUCACCUAAUUCCUCCCAUUAACCGCCUACCACAUGCCCUCUGUUACAUUCCACACUAAAAUGAAAUGUAUGAAUGGAUUUUGAUAUUUUCUUCCAAAUAAAUACUAUUUUUAACACUGAAA
Scophthalmus maximus (turbot) is the source of this 6681-nucleotide messenger RNA. It is a transcript of the gene spag17, whose product is annotated as sperm associated antigen 17. The coding region runs from base 326 to 6523 and encodes 2065 amino acids. The record is from RefSeq and is a predicted model, not a curated record. Gene Ontology annotation, biological process: epithelial cilium movement involved in extracellular fluid movement; axonemal central apparatus assembly. Gene Ontology annotation, cellular component: axonemal central apparatus. Lineage: Eukaryota; Metazoa; Chordata; Actinopteri; Pleuronectiformes; Scophthalmidae. The transcript is spliced from 51 exons.